Messenger RNA from Talaromyces stipitatus ATCC 10500, 1221 nucleotides. RefSeq lists its product as uncharacterized. The record is from RefSeq and is a predicted model, not a curated record. Bases 1 to 1221 code for a protein of 406 amino acids. The transcript has 2 exons. Gene Ontology annotation, biological process: protein phosphorylation. Gene Ontology annotation, molecular function: ATP binding; protein serine/threonine kinase activity. NCBI's taxonomy places the organism in Eukaryota, Fungi, Ascomycota, Eurotiomycetes, Eurotiales, Trichocomaceae.
AUGGUCGAAACCGAGCCCGCUUUAAAAAUCAUGAUCCUUCCUAAGACCUACGAGGAAGAAAGGCAGUCUGGCCAAAUUCAAUGUUCACAAAAGGCUAUUAUACAACAAGUUGACAGAAGAUGGCACAUCCGGGUAACCUGCUGUGAAUUGGCAGGACUCGAAAAAAGGAUUGAGAGGCGUGAUGCACUUCGACGAAUAAUAAAAGCCACCAAUUUUGUGUCUCUGAAUUUAUUAAAAGACACAGUGACACAAAUACGCAUUACACACUGCCCGAGUCUGCGCCCCCUUCAUUCGGAACAAACUCUCCAUUACGAGACGUCGGAGGAUCAGCGUCGCAUUCGUUAUCCAUUCACCUCUCUCUACAGUAUCGAACAUGGAUUGAUUGAAAUCAGAUCUCCGUCAUUACCUACUUUCCGAUGUAGAUCUUUACCUGCUAUUGCUGUCGAAAAGGUCCAAGAGUUGGAUGACAUAAAUGGACAAGUUUUCCGUGUUCGAAUUGAGGGAAAAGAUGGCGACUAUAUCCAUAAAACACUGGAUAGACCUUGGUACGAACCUUCCGAUACGAUAGCUUUUGAACAUGAGAUGCAAAACUCCUUACUACUUCGCGGUAUUCCAAACAUUGGACAAAUCAUAGGAGUUACUGUUGGGAAAAACAUAUAUCAAACCACACAAGACAGCGAGACUCCCGAGGUGAUACACGGAAUGCUAUUCAAAUACUACCCCGGCGGCACAAUUAAACAAUUACAACAGAACAAUCAGAAGCUGGAAUCAUGGAGGAAAUGGCCGUUGCAAAUUUCCCAUGCGCUACGUGAGCUACAUAAAAGUGGGCUUGCUCACAUGGAUAUCAAACCCUCAAAUAUUGUGUUGGACAAGGAAAAUAACGCUGUAAUAAUUGAUCUCGGUGGUCAAUCUAUCACAUAUGAAUGGCUUGCCCCUGAGUUGCGCGAAAAGGAAAAUGUUCUUAUGUCUUGUUUCGAAGACAAAGUGCGUGGUGAACUGUGGACACUUGGAAAAUUGUUUUCCGAGCUUAUUAUAUAUAAUACCGGCGGCUUAGAAAACGACUACCUAAGCUAUAUAUCAAAUCAGCUCAUGCACGAUGAUCCAACGUCACGGAUUUCACUCGACCUAAUCCAUAACAGCAAGUCAGGCUUCAUCCCAGUCGAUCUCGUCAUCAUCAAAGUCACCAUCGGUAAUAUUCCCUUCACAAUGUUAGGAUAUUGA